AUGGUGCGCCCACCUUGGCCAUUUGCUCUCAUUCCUUACCUUCUGUUCUCUCUUGUCGGGGCGUACGAUUGGACGAUCAACAAUGCGCCGAGUCAGUGUGGUACACUCUCUGUGUCGGUCUCGGGCACAGAUGGCCAGCCUCCGUAUAGCUUGCUUCUCAUGCCCUAUGGAGCGACACCGUUGGCGGAUAACGUCGAGGUCCGUCGAGUGGAGACUAUUCACUUCAAUACGACGAGCGAAAACCUGGAGUUUCAGAUGAGGUACCCAGCGAAUUCGCAGUUCGUAGCGGUGGUAUCCGAUCAGAGUGGGUUCGCUUCUGGAGGCACGAGUGGGGUGUGGACGGUGAAGCCCUCGACAGACAAUUCGUGCUUUGAUUCGAAGACAACAUUUCAUCCUGCUUGGCCGUACUUUUACAUCUAUCCGUCGAAUGGGAUCAAUUCGUGCGAGGUCACUGAGGUCUAUUGGAAUGCCUCCAAUCCUAAUAUCACCGGUACCCCCAACUUCAUCGGCGUCAUUCCCAACGGCAUAAGCUGGAACAUCAGCUACUCAAGCACCUUCCACAACGACACAGGCUACGGCAAUGGCAUCACCGGUUUCGACUGGACAGUCCCCGUCAACCCCGGCACAGACCUCAUCGUCAUCGCAGGCGACCAGAACUAUACAGGCUCUGGUGGUAACGUCGACUUCAAAGUUAGCCCCCCGACAGUUCCUACCAAUACGAAUUGUUAUCCGAAUAUGCCUAGUGCGACGGGCGGGACGCCCGCGGGGGGAAAUCCUGGAGCAUACUUGUCUACUUCUUUGCCUGGAUCCGAUAAAAACUCACACACAGGUGCUAUCGCAGGUGGCGUCGUGGGCGGCGUUGUAGGCAUCGCCCUCCUCUUUGGCGCUAUAUUCUUCUUCAUCCGGCGCUCGCGCCUCCGCUCCCAGAACAACAAACCUCAAUACAGCGGCCCCGUUGAUUUGGGCCUCACAUCUCCAAUGUCCGAAGCUAAUCAUACCCUUUCUAUGGGCCACGGUUCAAACUAUAACUACAACUAUAACGCCGUCCCGUUCUAUUCUCCUCCUGGGUCUCCACCGAACGGGCAACAUAGCUUCGUUGUAAUGAGGGAUUACGGCGAUAGGCCGGGGCCGGGGAUGACGGCGGAGUUGGGCUAUAUACCAUCUUCGGAACCGUACACUCACACUUCAAACGCCCGUUCACAGUCCAUCUCGUACAAUUCUGGUCCUGGAACUACGACUUCGAGCUCGGAAUAUAACAGGGAGUCGAGGCAUGGAGAGGGUGCCGUAGCGGAUCUUGGAUCGCCUACGAGGGACGGACGUGGGUUUGGUGGUACUGGUGGAAGUGGAAGUGGUGUUGGAGGAACGGUAGGUGGAAAUGCGCCGCCGCCGACGUCAAGGAAGUUACCCGUUCCGCCAAGGGCGGUGACGGUACUUCAGCACACAGAUGCGUCGGACGUCGGGUCGAGGUUUCAGGAGGAGCCGCCGGAGAUUGUGGAGGUCCCGCCUGCGUAUUCUGGGAAUCGGUUGUAGGACGUUGGUGGGAUGGUGAAUGCUGUUCGAGUGAUUUUCUUGAGAGGCCGCGUCUGCGAAAAAUUUGCUCACGUCUGUCGUUUGUUGUUUUCGUUUCGUUUUCUCACAUUUAGGUCUUGUCUUGCUUUUUCUGUGGACGUAUUUAUGGCACCUACCCAACUCCCAGUGCGAUUCCACGUCUGGAGUCUCGAACACUUUCGUUGGACGUUGCCCACUUACCUUAGCCCCCUAUACAUGUCAUUCGCCUCGUCAACGAUCCAAUUGACCACAUAUCCACCUCUUUAUGUUGUGUCCGUCACCAAACAUAGACUCAAAGUAACACUUGUUCCUUUUUGGUCUAUAUUCCGUACAGUACAUGUAUGACAUCCUCUAUCUCCUGUCUUGCUCAAUGUAAC
Stereum hirsutum FP-91666 SS1 is the source of this 1925-nucleotide messenger RNA. RefSeq lists its product as uncharacterized. The record is from RefSeq and is a predicted model, not a curated record. The transcript is spliced from 5 exons. The coding region runs from base 1 to 1530 and encodes 509 amino acids. Lineage: Eukaryota; Fungi; Basidiomycota; Agaricomycetes; Russulales; Stereaceae.